ACUGCCAAUAGGUACCGAGAUGAGAUCCUCAGACCCCUUGUGAGACCAUAUGCUGACACAUGCACAUUUGUGGCCUGCUGGAGGUCAUUUUGCAUGGCGCUGGCAGUGCACCUCCUUGCACAAAGGCGGAGGUAGCGGUCCUGCUGCUGGGUUGUAGCCCUCCUACGGCCUCCUCCACGUCUCCUGAUGUACUGGCCUGUCUCCUGGUAGCGCCUCCAUGCUCUGGACACUACGCUGACAGACACAGCAAACCUUUUUGCCACAGCUCGCAAUGAUGUGCCAUCCUGGAUGAACUGCACUACCUGAGCCACUUGUGUGGGUUGUAGACUCCGUCUCAUGCUACCACUAGAGUGAGAGCACCGCCAGCAUUCAAAAGUGACCAAAACAUCAGCCAGGAAGCAUAGGAACUGAGAAGUGGUCUGUGGUCACCACCUGCAGAAUCACUCCUUUUUUGGGGGUGUCUUGCUAAUUGCCUAUAAUUUCCACCUUUUGUCUAUUCCAUUUGCACAACAGCAUGUGAAAUUUAUUGUCGUGUGUGUGUGUGUUUUCCUGUGUGUGCUGGAGACUCCUGUGACGGGCAGGAUGGGGCUGGGGGAGUGGAUGUACAGCAUCGCCUGAUGGGCAGGAAUUUAAGCUGUGGGAGGAGGCCAAUCUACUUAUUUUACCCCCAAUGCAUCCAAUGUUUAUUUUGGUCCCUUGUAGUCUGUUUAAUUGGUCUGCUCUAGUCUAGUGUACAGUGUAUUUGUUUUUUGUCAAAUAACCACUAUGGAAGCUUUUAACAGAAGUUUUACAUCAUUAGAAGGGUGAAAAGGGACUGUUUAGUUCAGGUAGUGUAGAGCUGACUGGUUGACACUGGUUUACAUGGCCUAUUGCUGAGUUGGCUGGUUAACACUUGUUGCUACUGGCUGAUGUACAUUGAUCAGUCUACUGAGCGUUAACACAGUAAGUGACCUGACGUUCAAAAUAUGCUGCAAUCGCUGGUGGCUGCCUGUCAUGCGAUGCCUCCAGUCCAGCCAGAUAUGCUCCUUAAGAAACAGGUCAUUCCCCAUGGAGGGGUCUUCUAUACAGAGAGAAAAAACUCCUCCAUCCAUCAACAAUACAUAGACCUGACCUCACCGAGCCUCGCUGCCCCGACAAACGUCAAUCCGAUGUGCCCUCAGGCCUUUAAUUAGCUGUCAAUUAGUGCAAAUUAAUCAACUCCUCGCCUAGUUAAGCAAUGCCGGCAGGCAGCUCCCAAACACGCCAUUGUAGAGGAGCCAUGAGAACUGGAGCUUGCAAACUCACUUUGCAUCAGGGGGUCAUCACGCCCUUGGCAGCGCUUUGUGGAAAGAAAAAAAAACAACCUCUUGCAGUGUUUUAGUUUUCCCUUGACUCGGCACAAGAUGUGUUCUGUCAUCAGGACAGGCUCACUGUUUCAACACAGAGCUACAGAGUUAAGAGCCGGGCUUGAUUCAGAACUAUAACAGCUAAAUCACAAAAUGUGUUGGAUUUACCUGCUGGCAAAGUCUGAUUAGAGUUGAAAAAUGCUGCUUCUCAUUCGUUAUAUCUGCACAGUAUAGGGUGAAUGCAGAUGUAUGGCUGUGUGAGCAUCAGUGAUCGUUCAUUUUGAUUGCUUGAACUUGAUAUUUCAUACUAUGCAAUCUGCAGGGGCUGUGCGAAUACAUAGUUAGGUUACUUAUACAGCCCAUCAUCUAGUGACCUUCCUGUGGACUGAAAGUUCUUUACCUAUUCAUUAUAAAUAGAUGUCAAGCUUUUCCCAUCAAAAUGACUGCAGACUGAAGACUCCAUUCAUAUUCAAAGGGGGAGGUUUUUGUUUGCGACAUUAAGAUAUCUGGUGAAAUGGAAAGUGACACAGUUAAACAUCCUCUGGAUUGAUAUCUCGUCUAUGAAGGUCAAGAAGUUUACUUCAGAUGACCUCAGUUUGUCUAACACACUAGAUAGUCAUAUUUGGACUGGCUAUGUAAUAAUGUGCUUUAAGGUUGAAGCACACAUUUGUUUAUUUCUUCUCCAUUUCCUCCUUUCGUCGAGUUGAAAUCUUAACGUAUAUUUGUUUCUCAUUUGAGGGCAAUCUGGUUUACACAACAUGACAACUCUCCCACAGUAAGAUGGAAACAGAGGGAAAGGGGGAACAGAACAGAUAAACACAUUUUUGCAACAGCUGUUUGCCUUUUAAUCUGCAGCCUUCAGAUCUUGUGGUCUUUGAUGAGCAACCAAAUACACGAAUGACUGAACUAAAUCUUCCCUUAAUCUAGAGCCCUAUUAGACUCUCCUCUCCUCUGCAUGUAAAUCAGGGUGGAGUCAUUUUCAUGUGGAGAUGGAUUAUUAAAAGCCAUACUGAGAAAGAGGGUCUCUUGCAACAAUAAACAACAAAGCCGGGAUAGAUUGCAACAGAAGUGGAGUGAGGGCAGGAACACGCGGUGUAAUUGACAGGUCAUCCUGACUCACGGUUCCAUGUGAAUAGAUGGGUUUAUCUCGACUGGCUGAUGCGUCAUUAGCAUAUCCUGAUAACAUUGAUUUCUUCAUUACCCGUAAUGAAAUUUCCACUUAAUAGCCUCCUAAUUAGUUUCAACUGGUGAUCGAGUAAUUGUAGCGGUAAUGUUUUUCUCCUUCUUAAUCAGUGGCUCAAUUUUAACUGUUUGAUGUAGUUUACAAUAUUUAUUUUGUUUUAGUAUCCAUGUCUCAUUCACCCAAUUUGACUAGAUCAGAUAUGGACAUAAUCACACAUUUCAAGAACAAAAUGCAAUUUAGCCUACCAAAAUAACCAUUUUACCAAACGUUUCCUUUUUUGUCACAAAUUGCCAUGCCCUAAUGGCUAUUUACAGUGCCUUCAAAAAUAUUCACACCACUUGACUUUUUCCACAUUUUGUUGUGUUACGGACUGAAUUUAAAAUUGAUUAAAUAGAGAUUUUUUUGUCAUUAGCCAACAUACCCCAUAACCCCAUAAUGUCAAAGUGGAAUUAUGUUUUUAGAAAUUUGUAAAAAUGUAUUAAAAAUGAAAACUGAAAUGUCUUGAGUGAAUAAGUAUUCAACCCCUUUGUUAUGGCAAGCCUAAAUAAAUUGAGGAGUAAAAAGUAGCUUAACAAGUCACAUAAAAGUUGCAUGGACUCACUCUUUGUGCAGUAAUAGUGUUUAACAUGAUUUUUGAAUGACUACCUCAUCUCUGUACCCCACACACAAUUAUCUGUAAGGUCCCUCAGUUGAGCAGUGAAUUUAAGCAUAGUGAAGUUAUUAAUGACGCUUUGGAUGGUGUAUCAAUACACCCAGUCACCACAAAGAAACAGGCGUCCUUCCUAACUCAGUUGCUGGAGAGGAAGGAAACCGCUCAGGGAUUUCACCAUGAGGGCAAUGGUGACUUUAAAACAGUUACAGAGUUUAAUGGCUGUGAUAGGACAAAACUGAGGAUGGAUCAACAACAUUGUAGUUACUCCAAAAUACUAACCUAACUGACAAAGGGAAAAGAAGGCCUGUACAGAAUAAAACACUGAAAAUGGUUGCCUAGCAAUUUUUUUAUUUUGUAUUAUUUACCUAGGCAAGUCAGUUAAUAACAAGUUGUUAUUUACAAUGACGGCCUAGGAACAGUGGGUUAACUGCCUUGUUCAGUGGCAGAACGACAGAUUUUUACCGUGUCAGCUCCGGGAUUCAAUCUAGCAGCCUUUCGGGUACUGGCCCAACUUGAUAUUUCUGUAUUUCGUUUUCGAUACAUUUACAAAACUGUCUAAAAAUAAGUUUUCACUUUGUCAUUAUGGGUUAUUGUGUGUAGAUGGGUGAAAUAAUAUAUAUUUCAUAAAUGUUUUAUUCCGUCUAACACAACAAAAUGUGGCAUAAAUCAAGGGGUAUGAAUACUUUCCGAAGGCACUGUAUCUACAUCGAAAUGGGGUUAUCUUCAAACGUGUAAAUUAUAUAUUGUAUGAACCGCUCUGUAGCCAUGGAUAGGUCGGUUUUAGCCUGACGUAAAUCAGAGAGCCUGUAGGCUAAUGGUAUGAGGUGUCUUGUUUAUACAUGAUAACCCACACCUGGCUCCAACGGGAUUAUGUCUGUAUCAGUAGUCAUGGCUGGACAUCAUCCGUAAAUUUCACAUUCACAGUAACAACAAGUUCCCAUCGAAUCAGUAGGUGUCAUUUUUUGUGGAAUAACUAAGUAGGCAUAAUAAUAGGCCAUUAUUGUGUUUCUGGGGCACCUAACGCGUUUCUUGUCAACUUUAAACCAGGACAUGUAUUCAUCUAUUACCACGUGGCACUUAGAUAAGAUCGGAGUUAGCUUUGUCCCCCUCAGAUAGUUUCAACUCAUUUCCAUAAAUUAUCUGGGUGUAAUUAUCUGUCCAGAUGUCCAAAUUGUCCCACACACAUCUCCAAACGCAUCCAAACCCUAUGCGGAAAACAAUAGUUGUAUGACUUAUUUGACUCAUUAGUAGGCCUAAUCGUAAACCUGCUCACAACAGGGUAAUUUAUUUGUAUUAUUGACAAAAGAAUGCUGCCAUAUACAAGCAUUUAGCUACACCAAGAGCAUUUCGCUUCACCCGCAAUAACAUCUGCUAAAUAUGUGUAUGUGACCAAUAAAAUGUAAUUAUAUUCGAAACUAACUAAGUAGGUCACUUUCUGAAUUGAACCAAAUGAAGUAUACUAUUCGUCUCAAAUGAAACGACUUAUUCUGUGGAAAAGACCUCUGAGAUAUAGGAUAACGAAUGAUAUUGCAAGGAGAAAGGGUGGCUAUCUAAUCGAAUUUAUUGUUGGAACAAUUAUACGAAUAAUGCCAAUUGAAUUGAUAUAAAAUCGAUGUUUUUCAAAUAGCCUAAUUCGAUCAAAUUUAGAUCAAAAUAGUCGAAAUAGAUUUUGACGUUAAAAUAGGCCUGCCUACAUGUUCUCUCCAAAUAUUUAACAUAAACUGCCUUUAUUCAAACAAAGCGAAUUGUGCAUAUAAAAAGCUGCGAGGCCUCCACACAGAGUUAAAUUACGUUGGAUUGCACCGGGGAUUAAAAUGUGAAUUGAAAAAAAAAGCAAUUAGCAAGACAAAUAAAUAAAUGUAUGUAACACAUUAAACAUCCGAUAAAAUUGUGACAUUUUUGAUAAUGGUAAUCAUCUUUAUUAAUUUGAUUGCACUUUAUGAACAUGCGUGCACGCAUCCUUAGCAUGCUCCCCAUGCAUCAGUAACUUGUUGGGUUUAAUAAAACUCGGACCAUCCUUUUCUAAACGAUUGAAAGUGAAACAGUAUGCUAAUGUUGCUUUUGUUUGUAUAGUUAAUUAGACACCAUGUUGUUUAAUAAAUAUCUUCUAAUAUUCUAAGCGUUGGUAGCCCAGAUUGUUUCAUAAUGUUCCAUUUCUCAUGUGAAAUAAAUAUCUCCAUAAUCUGUAAUGUACUGCCGCUGCUGUGAAAUAGCAGUCUGUAGCGAGGCAGAGAUGUGUGUUCGCUUCCAGGUGUCGUUUUGGAGAGGCUUUGAUUUCUGUGUGGUUUCCUCUGUAGCAUCUGGAGAUCAAUUAUCCGUUCAUGUGAGGCAACGGAUGGACAUGGAGAUCAUAGAAGAUAGAAAUAGCACUAGAAUCUGGUCUGAAAUAUAUGCAAUGAAGAGGCUUAUAGCCUAAACACUGACUAACAUGCAUUUUCAUUUUAUGAAAUCGGUAACUUAAUCCAGAUCCCAGGUCGAUUCAACCCCUCAAAUAAUUGUAAUCCUGCAUGAAACGUAUAAUAUCGAGAUCACGUUUAAAUACCAGAAUAAUUGUCAUAUUCUAUAUACAGUAUAAACGGUCACACAUAUAAAUGAAAAACAUAGCAAACGGCAUGUGGCUAUAUAUUUUUCUCAGUACAUUGGAUGGAUAGCAUAGCUUCGUAUUUGCCUACAUUCUUCAACUCAGUCCACCUGUUUCAUCUUCUUUAUCCGCAGUCGUUUUGGGUUAUCCGGACACUCUGGUUUGUGUAGCCUACCUAUAUAGCCUUAUAAUAUAUCAGUUAUUUGGGAAUAAACCGUUUCCAAAGGCGCGUAAUAAUGCCUGAUGCGCAGGAAUCCGGAAAAAUCCCUCGUAGCUGAUUGGCUGCUGGACUCUGACUCUUGUUGGGAUGGACCUGUUGGAUAAAAGGACCCUUUUAGAGAGUCUCGAGUGAUACAUCGUGGCUAGUGCGCUGGGGACCGACCUGUGAGCCGAUACAAAUAGGGAAUAGGCCAACUAUCGAAAUCACCAUGACAGGUAAACAAGGAGCUGCGGUGCUAUCGGAAACGUUGAAUAUAUCCAAAACGUCCUCUAUCGGUGCUAACGGAGGGAAUAGCAGCCUGCACCAACAAUCAAAGAACAGCGCCACGCAUCCUCCCAGAUGCACCGGAUUCGGGAUACAGGAGAUUUUAGGGCUGAAUAAAGAGCCUUCGGCGGCCCCGAGGAGCACCUUGCAGUCGCUACCAUCUGGGGCGCACCUGCUUGCCGCCAGGUCAAUGCUUGGCCCCGCUGGUGUAGGAGUUGGGAUGGGAUUAAUCGGGCCUGGAGGGAUUCCGUCAUUCUACAGGCAACCGGCGUUUUUGGAGGUCCUGCAGGAUGCGCAGAACGUUCACUUACAAACCCACAACAGAACUGUGGGACAUCUGGACCACAGCCAGUCCGCCAGUUCAGACUCAGAAGAUGUGUCAUCAAGUGAACGAAAACUCUCAAAGAACUCAUUAAGCCAGAGCAAGAAACGGAAGAAAAGACGGCACCGGACCAUAUUCACAUCUUACCAGCUCGAGGAGUUGGAGAAGGCCUUUAAUGAAGCUCACUACCCAGAUGUGUAUGCAAGAGAGAUGCUGGCUAUGAAAACAGAGCUUCCUGAGGACAGAAUACAGGUCUGGUUCCAGAACCGCAGGGCCAAAUGGAGGAAGAGGGAGAAGUGCUGGGGUCGCAGCAGUGUGAUGGCAGAGUAUGGGCUGUAUGGCGCCAUGGUCCGCCACUCUAUCCCCCUACCGGAUUCCAUCCUCAAGUCCGCCAAGGAUGGCAUCAUGGACUCCUGUGCCCCAUGGCUGCUUGUUCAAGAUGGCUUUCCAAUCAGCAGACGCUUUUCUAAAUCCGAAUACCCACAAUUCUUUACAGGGAUGCACAAAAAGUCCAUGGAGACCACGGUCGUCCAGCCAAAAGGGAAGUCCGAUGUUCCCCAGCAGCCAGCCAUUCAGAGGGCUGAAGAGUGCGACGUGGAGGAGAAGAGGGCGGAGGGCAAGUCACCCAUCUCCAAAGAGGAACUGAGGGAGAACAGCAUCGCAGCACUCAGGGCAAAAGCACAGGAGCACAGUGCCAAGGUGCUUGGGACUGUUACAUGCGAGAGACCGGAGAGCAAAGUGGAGAGACAGGCGACAGAGGAAAAAUCUAGUGGCCCUUUGAGUCCAGUGGAAGAGCCCAAGAGUCCAUAGACCCUCACUUUGUACAGACUUUGCAGUGCCCCUGACUGUGCUCUAAACAUCUGUAUGGACUCAACUAGAUUGAUCAGUAUUACAGUGUUCUCUGAGAGGUUUUUACAUGUUGAACAUCCUAGAUCUCUAUUAUACUGUUUUAAAAUGACCUGCUUUAUACUGGUCUUCCUAUUGGAAAGAUUAAAUAUCUACAUUUGUAUUUUAUUGACUUAGAAAAACCCCAAUGCACUUUCUGUCUUUCUUACUCACUGACAUUCAUACAAAUAUUGAUGCUUACACAUUGUUGAAAAUGGUUUAAUAUGGGGUUAGCAGUCCAUACAGAUGUAAAUUGCUGACAACCCCUAUAACUAGAAGAUACCCACUUUACACAUUUCUAUCAUUGAAUAUUCUUAAACUACUAAUUCAGUGUGCAAAGUGCAUACUUGUGUUUGUUAUAAUGAACCAAUUAGGACAUUUGUUGAUAUAUAAGUUUGUUGAUAUAUAAGUAGCCAAUCUCUGAAACUAUACUGUACUCUAUAUUGAAUUCACAGCAUCCAUAGUGUUGAUGCUGACUGUGUUUCUUGUCUAGUCGCUCCACUGAAGCGACUAUACAUCUGUGGGAUGAUGAUGUACGAAAGGGAAAACAUUACUCCACUAAUCUGGAACACACAAUAACUAAAACGUUGUCUUACGUUGUUCUUAUGCUGUAUAUAAUGGAGAUAAAGACGGUUUACAAAGGCACUGUUAAAAUAUACUUUCAUGUAGUCUUUAAAUGUUUGUGUUUUUGUUUCACAGUCUGUAUAGUAUGCAAUACAAAGUAUUAAACAAUUUUUUAUGAG
Salvelinus fontinalis (brook trout) is the source of this 8175-nucleotide messenger RNA. RefSeq names its product visual system homeobox 2-like. Gene Ontology annotation, molecular function: sequence-specific double-stranded DNA binding; DNA-binding transcription factor activity, RNA polymerase II-specific. Lineage: Eukaryota; Metazoa; Chordata; Actinopteri; Salmoniformes; Salmonidae. Gene Ontology annotation, biological process: regulation of transcription by RNA polymerase II. The record is from RefSeq and is a predicted model, not a curated record. The transcript has 5 exons. The coding region runs from base 6170 to 7357 and encodes 395 amino acids. Gene Ontology annotation, cellular component: nucleus.